AUGGUCUUUGAUCUACCUUUUUACGACCAUAUGAACAUUACAGUUCUGGUUGUGGAUGAUGAUCCUAUUUUUCUCUCUAUUAUCCCAAAUAUGCUUAAAAAUCCGAGCUACAAAGAUACAUCAUUUGGGGAGAUUACUGUAAUGACAGCAAAUGAUUCCUCAGAAGCAGUACACAAGCUUAUAGGUGAAUGCAACAACAUUGAUAUUGUAAUCACCGACUAUCAUAUCCCUGGUUUGAAUGGUUUGCAACUUAAAAAGAAGAUUAAAGAAGAAUUUGGAAAUCUACCUGUUAUUGGUGUAAGGGUUUUCCUUCCCACUUAUCGAACGUUAGAGCACCUCCAUCGUUCAAAUCCUUAA
Molecule: messenger RNA, 357 nt
Organism: Raphanus sativus (radish)
Lineage: Eukaryota; Viridiplantae; Streptophyta; Magnoliopsida; Brassicales; Brassicaceae
Product: putative two-component response regulator ARR21
Exons: 2
Coding region: 1-357 (118 amino acids)
Biological process (GO): phosphorelay signal transduction system; cytokinin-activated signaling pathway
Source: RefSeq, a predicted model, not a curated record